Messenger RNA from Monoraphidium neglectum, 510 nucleotides. RefSeq lists its product as hypothetical. Gene Ontology annotation, cellular component: chloroplast inner membrane; TIM22 mitochondrial import inner membrane insertion complex. Lineage: Eukaryota; Viridiplantae; Chlorophyta; Chlorophyceae; Sphaeropleales; Selenastraceae. The record is from RefSeq and is a predicted model, not a curated record. Gene Ontology annotation, molecular function: transmembrane protein transporter activity. The transcript has 3 exons. Gene Ontology annotation, biological process: protein insertion into mitochondrial inner membrane; protein targeting to chloroplast. The coding region runs from base 1 to 510 and encodes 169 amino acids.
AUGGCGGCCGCUUCCAGCGCGGCAGGCGGCCCGCAGCAGCUCUUUGCGGAUCUGCAGGUCAAGUUCAACGCGUUCAAGGCACAGAAUGACGCGGUGGACAUUGCGGUCACAACGCUGGCAUCAGCAGCGCAGGGCGUGUUUAUAGGCUACCUGCUGGGCUCGUUCUCGGUGGACCCCGCCGGCCAGUCGGGCUCCAACCCCCAGGUCUCUGCGCAGCUGGCUGCGCUGCAGAAGGGCGGGCCCUGGGGGCAGGCACGCAACCUUGGAGUGUUCACGGGCGUGAACGCUGGCCUCAGCCUGGCCAUCAAGAAGGCGCGCGGCGGCAAGGAGGACGUCUGGGGAUCGAUGGGCGCCGCCUUUGGCGCCGGCGUGGCCUUCUCUCUCAUGAGCGGCGCCCCCAGCCCGCUGCAGUCGGCAUUUACCACGGGCGCCGCCUUUGCCGGCUUCAACGGCCUCUUCUACCAGGUGGGGGCGCCGCGACGGUGGCAGCUCCGCGCAUUCGGCCACUGA